CGGCAGUUGGGCUGUUCAGAUCACGUGGCCGCGUGUUGUGGCGGGGCUUUUUUCCCCCCCACGACAAAAUGGCGGCGCCCACGGGCCACCCUGGUGAAUGGCCAGAGAGGGAGGAAACCAGGGUGGCGUCGAUGGAGCGACGCCCGUCUAAAGGAAGGGGGUCCAGGACCCCACCCCCCAAAAAAAGAAAAUAUAUGGAGGAGGACGGGGAGGUCUCAGAGGAUUGGUUUUCCAUCCUCCUCCGCCCUUCCUCUUCGUCCGUAGAGGAAGAUGGCGGCGCCCACGAAGAAGGCGUGGCCGGCACUUCCGCUCAUGCGCCCUACGCGGGGAGGGAGAACGGAAUCGGUUUUCGGUUGCUGGAGAGCAGGAGGGAAGCGCGAGGCGGAGAAGGACAGCGGUGCCCGUCUGUGUGUGUGUGUUUGUGGGGAGAGGCCUGAUCCAGUCGUUGCCAGGGUGUCGCCCCCCACCAUCAUUUCUGCUGCCUUUCCAUUAGGGAUGCGCCCUCCAAGGCCGGCCAUCCCUUGCCGUUGAUCCCCCACACUGCCUGGCCAUGCCUUCCUCCCCGUCCUCCUCCUCCUCCUCCUGCAUCAUCCUGGACGAAGAUGAUGAUGGGCCCCCGUCUCCUCCUGCGGCUGCCUUCUCCUCGGAACAGGGAACGGUGCUGGCGUCCGGGGUGGCUAGCGGGGAGUCUUCCCAGCGAAAGGAGGAGGCCCUGCUGCCCCAGGUCCCGAGUGGAGGAUCGGGCCCUAAGCCCCCCACCCAGGGAAAGGACCCCGCCACCCUCAAAGCCGAGAAUGAGCGGCUCUUCGCAGAGUUUUCGGACUUCUGCGCCCAGCACACGGGGGACCACCCAGAGGUGAUGUCCUACCUGGCCAGCCGCCACCAGAAGACCAACCCGGAGUACCUGGCCUCAGUGGAGUUCCGCAACGUGCUGGGGCGCUGCCUGACGCGGGUGCAAGCCCGGAGCAGCAAAGUCUAUGUCUACAUCAAUGAGAUUUGCACCGUCUUCAAGGCCCACUCCCAGAAGAAGAAGCCACCUCUGGGCCCCGCUGCCGGCUCCGAGGCCCCCAUCACUGAGGGAGCCGCCCCUCCGGACGCGACGAAAGCACAAUCCGCAGAGCCGGCCCGGUCCCAGGUGGGCUCCAAGCGCCACAUUCGGUACCUGGAGAACCUGCUGCGCGUCUACGCUGAGGAAAUUCAGCGCCUCCAGGAGCGGGAGCUGGACCUGGAGGAGUUGGACCGCGAAGACUCGGCAUACCUGCAGGAGAGCCGGCUCAAGCGACGCAUGAUGCGCAUCUUCCAGCGCCUGUGCGAGCUGAAGGACUGCAACUCCCUGACCGGGCGGGUCAUCGAGCAGCGCAUCCCUUACCGGGGCACCCGGUACCCGGAGAUCAACCGCCGCAUUGAGCGCCUCAUCAACCACCACCCGGAGGCCUUCCCGGAUUACGCCGACAUCCUGAAGGUGAUGCAGAAGGCCAACGCCCGGCACAGCCUGGGCCUGCCCAAGCCCCAGAUGGAGAAGCUGGCCGCCGAGGCCUUCCGGGAGGUGGGCAGCCGCCUCCAGGAACGCCGGCGCCUUGACCUCAUCUACAACUUCGGCAGCCACCUCACCGACCAGUACCGGCCCAACAGUGAUCCAGCGCUGACAGACGCCGAGCUGGCUCGGCAGCUGCGGCAGAACCAGAAGGUGGCCGUGAAGCGCCUCGAGGAGGUGAUCACGCAGUUCGCGGACCUGCAGGACCAGAGUCGGGAGGCAGAGUGGCGCCACCAGGAGGAGACCCGGGCUCAAGCCGGGAGGUGCCGACUGGGGGAGCCGGCCUCUCCCGGGGAGGCUGCUUCGGGGUCUGGAGCCCAAGAGGGCAGCCAAGGUGCUCCAGAAAGAAGCAGACCGACAAAGGAGGAGGAGGAAGAGGAGGAGGAGGAAGAGGAGGAAGAGGAAGAGGAGUCCUCGGAGUCAGAUGUGGAGGUGGACCUGGCCACGUGCUUGGAAGGAGGAGAGGAAGAGGAGGGCCUGGCCCCAGACGACGAGGCCCUGGCUGAGGAGGUGGAGGCUGACCAGUGCAUGGACCUGGAGGGGCCAGAAGUGGCUCUGUAUUCCUCCGUGGAAGAGGAGGAGGAGGAAGAGGAGGAAGAAGAGGAGGAGGAUAACGAGGAGGGGCCUGAGGUGAGAUCAGCCGGACCCCGAGAGGAGGAGGACGAUGACGACGUGGUGGUGGUUGUGGAGCAGGAGGAGAAAGAGGAAAAGAUGGCUAAGCUGAGCAGGGCAGGCGUCGGGGCCGACAGGACGUCCCCCGUCCUCAUCCAGUCCCCUUCCCAGCAGUUCCUCCCGCAGAUUGAGGCGUCCUUGCCCCUGGAGGCUGGCGAGACGCCCCCUCCCUCGCCACUGCCCCCUGACCGCCUCGUCCACAAGCAGAAGGAGCCCCAGCCCCCUGUCAAGCAGCCUCAGUCCCUGGAGAACGGGGCCACUCGCCACCCGGACAUCACCCCCCUCCGGAGUCUCAACGGGCAGCCCCCCAUCAAGAAGUCCCGGAAGGAGCAGCGGGUGUCCAACAGCAGCUGCGUUGAGGUGCCCAGCAGUGGCUCAUUGGAGGAGGAAGAGGAGGAAGACGACGACGAGGAGGUGGUCCUCUUUGCUUCGCUGCCCCCCCGAAGCCCAGCCCCGGUGGCCGAUUCUACCUGUGCCGACUCACCGAGCCUGGGCCUGGUGACCAGCUCCCAGGGCAGUCCUCUGGCCAAGCCUCAGCACCAGCAGCUCCUCGCCAAGACCAGUGUGGCCACGCAGUGCGAUCCGGAAGAGAUUAUAGUCCUGUCGGAUUCAGAUUAGCCGCCCGUCUCUUUUCGACGUGUGCCCCGGGACACCUUGCUGGGCGUGCUGGAGGCAGGACCCGCUCUUGACUCACCGAACUCUGCCACCGGAUGGAUGGAUGGACGGAACCAUUCACUUCUGUGGACCGCAGAAGGCUUUCGUGGACAGGCACCGGGAUGGGUAGCUGGGCGGCGGGUGGGAGGACACGCAAUGGGAAUGUUGGGUUUUUUCCCCCCUUGGAAGUGGUUUUGUGUAUUUAUGCUCACUCCUUUUGGGAAAUUUUUUGAAAAAAAAAUAUGGAGAAUAGAAAUAAAGAACUAUUUUUGUGUA
This is a messenger RNA of Pogona vitticeps (central bearded dragon), 3136 nucleotides long. Lineage: Eukaryota; Metazoa; Chordata; Lepidosauria; Squamata; Agamidae. The record is from RefSeq and is a predicted model, not a curated record.